GUAAUGACAGAAUACCCGUUAGGAAACGGGUGUAACAAGAAGUCACUAAAAUUCUCCUCGGAAAAUGUAGCUGUUGUUUUUGGUCGCUCAGACGUCGUUGGGUAAAAAUUAUUUGGAGCAGCACAAAUGAUCCGGUUUAGUUCAGUGAAUACAACCAAACACUGUUUUUUUCGUCUCGUUUGAGGUAACAUGGCUCUCCAUAUAGACACAGACAACAACACUACUACCAUCCAAUCAAGUCGCACUCUGUCUCCGCCGCGGAAAUAAACGACCAAUCAGCUGUCUGUCUGGGUCCUCUGUGGAAACGAACAGCCAUUCAUUGCGCUGUCUGGACUUCACGGAGAGAGCGUCUGACCAAUUAGCUGGCUGUCUGGAUGCACCGAAAGGGUGAGUGUCUAUCGAGGCCCAAUCAGCUUCUCAGUGCUGCCUGCCGGUGCCGGGGACUGGUGGUGAGGGGCUGCUGCAACGCGUCAGGACCGGACCGUGAACCCGGAGACGCUACACACUGAGGCGAAAGGAGAUACAGGAUGGAGCAGAUGUCUGAGGAGGCGCUGAGGCUGAACCUACUUAAGCGAGGCCUUGAGUCAACCAGUGAGCGAGAAGAGGCGUUGGCCAAGCGCCUCAAAAUGGAAGGUCACGAGGCCAUGGAGCGCCUGAAGAUGCUGGCACUUCUUAAACGCAAGGACUUAGCUGACCUAGCAGCCCUAGAUGUUGCAGGGAGCUUGGGAGAUGGAAAAGGCCCUGGAGCCAGCAGCCUCCAUCAUCAGAGCCUAAUGGGUGCUGCUUAUGAGGAGAAGUUAAAUGGGAGUCUGAGGCUGGGAAGCCACAGUAGCCCCGUUGGACCAAGUAAGAAUGGAAAGGAGAACAUCCUGGAUGAGCCAGUCGACAUGAGCGCUGGGAGGAGGUGUGAUGCUGAUCAUGACAGACGAACUCCGUCACCGGAUGUCAUCAUCCUGUCAGACAACGAGGCUUCCAGUCCCAGAACGACACCUCGGCCCGAGGAGCGUGUGCACAAGGCUAACCUGGACAUGUUCAAGGGGAAAACAGGAGAGGAGAGGCAGCAGAUGAUCAAAGCUCUAAGAGAAGAGCUUCGUCUGGAGGAGGCUCGUCUCGUGCUGCUGAAGAAGCUCAGGCAGAGUCAAAUGCAGAAGGAGAAUGUGGUCCAGAAGGUCCCAGUGGUCCAGAAUGCUGCGUCAUCUGUGCAGCCUCCUCCCAUCCACAGCUCUCCUGUCCUGGGGAAGCUACCUGUGAGGCCAGGUCUACACAACCCUGAGCCCCAGAACCUCCGCACUGCACAGGGUCACACAGUCAUCCGGUCAGCAGCUAAUGCAAACUUGCCCCCCAUAUUGAUGUCUCAGCGAGUGAUAGCACCCAACCCUGCCCAGCUGCAGGGCCAGAGGGUCACGUCCAAACCUGGGAUGUCUCGUUCCAGUUCCAACAGCAUGGCUAAUGCUGUCAGCUACCAGCAGGCCAGUCAGGUGGCAGCUUCCCAGCGCUCAGGCUCCAGUGCCAUGUACAUGAACCUGGCCCACAUGCAAGCAGCAGCAGCUGGGGCCGGCGGUCUGGGCGGAGCUUCGGCCGUCAGCCCGUCCACCAUGUCUGGUUCAGCCAGCGGAGCGGUGAGCUCCAUGGCAGACCAGGCGAGCAGUCAGGCAGCAGCCAAGCUGGCCCUAAGGAAGCAGCUGGAGAAAACCUUAUUGGAGAUCCCUCCACCCAAACCCCCAGCCCCUCUCCUGCACUUCCUGCCCUCUGCUGCCAACAGUGAGUUCAUCUACAUGGUGGGCCUCGAGGAGGUGGUGCAGAGUGUGCUCGACAGUCAGGGUAAACUCAGAGGGACGCUCGCCCGUCUGGAGCCUUUCUUCUGCGCCCAGUGCAGAACUGACUUCACCCCCCACUGGAAGCAGGAGAAGAGUGGGAGAAUCCUCUGCGAGCAGUGCAUGACAUCCAAUCAGAAAAAGGCUUUGAAGGCAGAGCAUACCAACAGGCUGAAGAAUGCCUUUGUGAAGGCCUUACAACAGGAGCAGGAGAUUGAACAGAGGCUGCAGCAGCAGGCUGCUCUCUCUCCCAGCUCAGUCCCUACCAACGCCUCCAAGUCUGACACCAUGAUCCGACAUCAUGCCCUCCGCCAGGCUCCCCAGCCUCAGGCCUCCCUGCAGCAAGGGCUGUCGAACUCGGCACGAGGGGUCCUGUCCAACUUUGCCCAGGCCUCCCAGCUCUCUGUGGCCAGCAGCCUCAUGGGCAUGACCAGUGCCAAGCAUUGUGGCGGCAGCGGAGGCGGCAGCAACAGCAGCAGUAACAGACUGCAGCAUGACAACCGUCGGCAGAUCUACAACAUCCCAGGGUUAAACAUUGCCUAUCUGAACCCAGCGGCUGUCGGAGCCCAUAAGAGCUCCAGCUUAGCAGACCGGCAGAGAGAGUACCUGUUGGACAUGAUCCCGCCUCGAUCCAUAUCGCAGUCGAUCACUGGACAGAAAUGAGCCCUGUCCAGCUCUUGCCCCUUGAAGCCACCUUCAUCUUCAUACCUAAACCAUACCGAAGCACUCCUAAAUCAGUCGAUACCCUCUCCUCUUCACCUCUCAUCGCAUGCAGUGCCUGUCCAUGUGCCUACCUUAAACUGACCCAUAAAAACCCCACCAAGUUGGACAAGGACUCUAAACGACCAGUGCAUUUGACAUGCUCUUAAUAUAGUAAAAUCCUUCUUCUUCAGUCUAUUUAAGAAUUAUAAUUCCCCUUAUUAUAA
This is a messenger RNA of Pundamilia nyererei, 2740 nucleotides long. It is a transcript of the gene gatad2b, whose product is annotated as GATA zinc finger domain containing 2B. The transcript is spliced from 11 exons. Bases 528 to 2477 code for a protein of 649 amino acids. NCBI's taxonomy places the organism in Eukaryota, Metazoa, Chordata, Actinopteri, Cichliformes, Cichlidae. Gene Ontology annotation, biological process: negative regulation of transcription by RNA polymerase II. Gene Ontology annotation, cellular component: NuRD complex. Gene Ontology annotation, molecular function: sequence-specific DNA binding. The record is from RefSeq and is a predicted model, not a curated record.